This is a messenger RNA of Zingiber officinale, 669 nucleotides long. Its product is annotated as pentatricopeptide repeat-containing protein At3g21470-like. Gene Ontology annotation, molecular function: RNA binding; protein binding. Bases 1 to 669 code for a protein of 222 amino acids. The record is from RefSeq and is a predicted model, not a curated record. The transcript has 3 exons. Gene Ontology annotation, biological process: RNA modification. NCBI's taxonomy places the organism in Eukaryota, Viridiplantae, Streptophyta, Magnoliopsida, Zingiberales, Zingiberaceae.
AUGGAAACGCUCUUGUAUAUAGCCGGAUCCUCCCUGAUACAAAUCCACCAGCCCCAUCCUGCCUCUAGUGCUCAAGGCAUGCGCCUCGCUCUCCUUGGUGCGAUCUUUGCAUGCAGAAUGAAUGCUAGAAAGAUGUUUGAUGAAAUGCCUAAGAAGAACGCCGUGACCUUUAGCACGAUGAUUAGCGAGUAUUCGAUGAGUGACAUGGAGUCUUCUUUGGAACUCCUGAGGUGCUUGUUUGACCGGGUUUCCGAGAAGUCAGGGACAGUCAUCACGUGGACUGUAAUGGUCCAUGGUCACACUGUGAAUGGUGAUUUGGAGGCAGCAAGAGCGUUGUUUGACCAGAUGUCUGUGAAGAAUGUGUUUGUGUGGUCAUCCAUGAUCACUGGUUACUUUAAGAAGGGUGACAGCAAGCUGGCUCAGUCUCUUUUUGAGAAAACUCCUGUGCGGAAUUUGGUGAAUUGGAAUGCUUUGAUUGCAGGUUACAUACAGAUUGGUUGCUACGAGAAGGCAUUGGAAGCUUUCGAGCAAAUGCAGGAGGACAGGUUCCAACCUGAUGAGCUCAACAUUGCUAGCUUGUUGUCGGCCUGUGGGCAGCUUGAUUCUUUGCAUCAUGGAAAGAUGAUCCAUAAGAUCAUCAAGAGGAGUGGAAUUACGAUGAAUUUGUAG